GAUUCGAAGCCGGUCGUGUUAGGUGAAUGUCGCGGAUAUCGCACCGCGUACCGUGUCUAUCUCCUUUUUGUUCAUUUUCCUUUGUAUCCGCGUGUGUGCGUACGUGUGUGCCUUUUGUCCAUCGGAAGGGAAUUGUGUGUGCGCGCAAGGAAUACGUCGUUAGAAGCUAAAUGGCUUCUCAUCUGUGCGUCUUCGCUGUUUCACCACGACGGAUAUAAAAGAAAUAGCACGACAGUGUUUGCUCCGAUCUGUCGAGGUUACAUUUGUCAGUCCUCGGUGAUCUGUUGUCGCGAGUGAUCACAGUGUUAUCUGUUACGAGGGAAGUUGGCGCAGAAGGAACAGGGCGAACAUUUUUCUUUACGAUGCUGACUUCCAGCGCGAAUCAGUACCUCCGUCCGGAAUAUCUUACACCUCUGCCUACUACGUUGGAUGCGAAGAAAAGCCCGCUCGCCCUACUCGCUCAGACAUGCAGCCAAAUAGGAACCGACACGCCAUCCAAUAAAUCUCUGCUAGGCUCGUUGGACAAAGCAUCGGGCAACAAAUCUUCAAAGUCGGAACAGUCACGUGAGAAAUCGUCGCCCACGGUCGCUGCGUCGUCUUUGGAAUCCACCAAGACCAACUUUAAGCCGUACGAGUCGUGUCUGUCUCGAGAGAAGGCGUCCACACCGGACGAGCAGCGAUCAACUUCCAGCCACUCGACGUCCGGUCGGUCGAGGACACCCGGUAGCAGUAACAAACGAUGUCCUAGCAAUCAGAGUGUCUCGUCGGUUAGAGCCGUAACGCCACAGGGUCGAAAAACGGCGACGCCAAACGGCGACGUGUCUCGAGAGUCGCCCGCCUCGAGGACCUCCGUUUCGGCGAAUCUCUCUUCGAGUCAACUCGAAUCGUCGAACUCGACGUCUCAGCCAGCCGUUGUCAGCAGUCCGUCGUUACAAACAAAGCCCUCGUACAGUCCUGCCAGUGUUUUAGCCAUCACGGACCCGUCCAUCAAGGAUCUCCCGUUGGGUACUUUCAAGCCAGGCGUCAGCUUAGCCUCGUCGACCUCCGCUUAUCUAACAUACACACCGCAAUUGCCCAUCGACGUCAUGGCCAGCACUCUGGUCUCUCAACACCACGCCGCCUUAAAGAACGGAUUGAUAACCGGAAAUCCCUAUCUGAGUUACGCCAGGUUAAAAAGUUCCUCAGGUGCCGACACUCUCAUGCCCGUCUGCAGAGAUCCUUACUGUACCGGCUGUCAAUUGAACUCGCAUCUGUUCGCGAACGGUAAAUUAACGUCCAGCACGGCUACCACGCCAAGUUCCUGUCCUGCUGGCUGCGCCCAGUGCGAUCAUAAGCCUGCGACCGCUUACGGUGCGUUGGGUGCUGCCGCGUAUGCACACGCACAGCUGGCUGCUCUGGCGGCCGCGUCGCAGCUUCCGUACGUCUGCAAUUGGAUCGCCGGCGACACAGCCUAUUGCGGAAAGAGAUUUUCCACGUCCGAAGAGCUGUUACAGCAUCUGAGAAGUCACACGACAACCUCGUCCAGUGCUGCCACGGAUCCUUCAGCCGCCGCGUUGUCUCUGCUGUCGCCCUCCGUCGGAUUACCACCGAGCCAUCCAUUGUUUUCCAGGACUUACCCCACACCGCCGUUAAGUCCGUUAGCAACCGCGCGUUAUCACCCUUACGGGAAAUCAUCUACAUUAUUACCACCGUCCUUGUCAUCGUUGGGUCUACCGCUUCCACCGCCGCAUUCGCAUGCACCUGCAGGUUUACCGCCGUACUUCUCCCCGUACUCGUUGUACGGGGCUCCUCGUCUUGGCGCCGCAUCCGGUUUGAAUCUCUCUUCGAGUCAACUCGAAUCGUCGAACUCGACGUCUCAGCCAGCCGUUGUCAGCAGUCCGUCGUUACAAACAAAGCCCUCGUACAGUCCUGCCAGUGUUUUAGCCAUCACGGACCCGUCCAUCAAGGAUCUCCCGUUGGGUACUUUCAAGCCAGGCGUCAGCUUAGCCUCGUCGACCUCCGCUUAUCUAACAUACACACCGCAAUUGCCCAUCGACGUCAUGGCCAGCACUCUGGUCUCUCAACACCACGCCGCCUUAAAGAACGGAUUGAUAACCGGAAAUCCCUAUCUGAGUUACGCCAGGUUAAAAAGUUCCUCAGGUGCCGACACUCUCAUGCCCGUCUGCAGAGAUCCUUACUGUACCGGCUGUCAAUUGAACUCGCAUCUGUUCGCGAACGGUAAAUUAACGUCCAGCACGGCUACCACGCCAAGUUCCUGUCCUGCUGGCUGCGCCCAGUGCGAUCAUAAGCCUGCGACCGCUUACGGUGCGUUGGGUGCUGCCGCGUAUGCACACGCACAGCUGGCUGCUCUGGCGGCCGCGUCGCAGCUUCCGUACGUCUGCAAUUGGAUCGCCGGCGACACAGCCUAUUGCGGAAAGAGAUUUUCCACGUCCGAAGAGCUGUUACAGCAUCUGAGAAGUCACACGACAACCUCGUCCAGUGCUGCCACGGAUCCUUCAGCCGCCGCGUUGUCUCUGCUGUCGCCCUCCGUCGGAUUACCACCGAGCCAUCCAUUGUUUUCCAGGACUUACCCCACACCGCCGUUAAGUCCGUUAGCAACCGCGCGUUAUCACCCUUACGGGAAAUCAUCUACAUUAUUACCACCGUCCUUGUCAUCGUUGGGUCUACCGCUUCCACCGCCGCAUUCGCAUGCACCUGCAGGUUUACCGCCGUACUUCUCCCCGUACUCGUUGUACGGGGCUCCUCGUCUUGGCGCCGCAUCCGGUUUGCCCCAAUGACUCCUCUAAAACACCUAUCGACAAAUAUCAACCGUUUAACUGUGAUCCGUGUGCGAGGACAGGGAGGACGCAAGGAGGCUACAUAACCUCGCUAAACUGACCUCGUAAUCUUGUUAAAUGAACAAAUUGGUCGCUUAAUUCUUGGCGCGGUCGCGCCCGACACCUUCAUGCAAUUCUGUGCUGUGUGGUGCUCCGAUGUUUUACCUUCUUAUUUUGUUUUCCGAACGUACCGGUUAUUUAUUUAGCACGUGUCGAGUGUUUGGAGAAGGUUGUUGAAAGGAUUGCGAUCAUUAGUGUACCAAACGUUUAACUGUGAUUCUUGCGCGAGAUGAGCAAAUCUGAAAAUAACGCGUGCCUGAAAGAACCAUGUAAUGGCUGCUGCAUAGAGUUAUCAACCAUUGACACGCAUUUAGAACGGCUCGUUUGUAUCUUUGUAUAGCGACCAUUCGAUAAGGGAGUGCGAUCGAGAGAUCGGAAGUCACUUAGCUGGCGUUUAUUUAUCGAACGGUUAUGCGCAUUUUUCUCGCUGUUCUCCCCGUGGUUAUAGAAUCGGCGAAUAACUUUGGUCUUUCUAAGUUCUUGUUACUUUUAAAAAUAAAUAUUUGUUUACUGAUAUUAUGAUCGUAACGAUCAUUAUUUAACUAUAUAUUUUUUUUGUAUAGGAGAUUUUAAGGCUACCUUCAUUAUCAAAUAAACAACCUUCAUUAGUCCUUGAUGAACACCUCUAAUUUAAAAAAAAAUAAAAAAUAAAAAUGUAAGAAGAUAAAAAAGUGAAAACGUAAAAAAUUAAAAAAUUGA
Megachile rotundata (alfalfa leafcutting bee) is the source of this 3575-nucleotide messenger RNA. RefSeq names its product zinc finger protein Elbow. The record is from RefSeq and is a predicted model, not a curated record. Gene Ontology annotation, cellular component: nucleus. Gene Ontology annotation, biological process: negative regulation of DNA-templated transcription. Lineage: Eukaryota; Metazoa; Arthropoda; Insecta; Hymenoptera; Megachilidae.